CCCCGCGCACCGCCGCCACCGCUGCUGGGGUGGCCCUCACUGGUGCUGCCCGCGCGGCGCCCGCUGCCGCCUCUCGCCGCCGCCGCCGCUGCCGCUGCUGCCCGGGGCAUCUCCCGUAGGAGAGAAGCAGCAGAGAGAGAGAGAGCGGGAGACGAAGCGGGGGGAGAAGGAACGGACGGCCGACGAGGACGACGAGGAGAAGCAGCAGCAGGACGAGGAGGAGUCCCCCCCCCCCUCAUCCGCCUCCACGCGGAUAUCGAGCGCUCCCCAGGCUCGCGAUGGCCCCGGCAAGAUCUCCAUGACCGAUAGCGAGAAGAGAAGAGAGAGGGAGAGAGAGAAAGCCCCGACCUAAUUCACGACAAUAAGGUUCAUGCCUUGCGCGUUCCCCGCCCGGCAAUAAAAAAAAUUAAGGCGGGGCGGGGGGGGGGGGUGGCGGGCGGGCGGGGGUCGAACAACCGCGUAAAAAAUCGAGUUAUGAAAAAAAUUAGCCGGUCCUUGCGAAAGUCCUUCCACCUGAAGAGGAGCCGAGAGGAGGAGGAGACGGCGCCGGGAGCCUGCCACGAGCACGAGGGGCGGGAGGCCGCGACUGGCGUCGUCGUCCGUGGCGACGGAGGGGCGGACGGCGACGAGGACGACGCGAAGGGCCGAGCGAAGGGCGGCGAGGGCUUCAUGGGCACCCUGCGGAGGCGCCUCUCCUCCAGGCAGAGGGGCCGCGGGAAGGACGGCGACCGAGCGGCCCCCUCCCCCCCCGCGGCGGGGGCGGCCGCCGUCACGUGGGCCGGCGUCCCCUCGCCCGUCCCCGCGCCGCCGACCAACGGCGAGCGGCCGCCCCGGGCCCGCUGGUCUCCCGCGUCGGCGUCGUCGUCGUCGUCGUCGCCGUCGUCGCUGUCGCUGUCGACGGGCAGCCGCAGCGACCCCGCCGCGUCCCCCCCCUUCUCCGCGUCCCCGCCGGAGGCGAACGGCUCGAGGCGGGGCGGGGAGGCGGGCCGCUUGGCGGCACGGGCUCCUGCCGCGGGCGCGGAUGUCGCGCCCCGACCGCACGCCCGCUCCGAGGGCCGCCGGUGCGACGGGCUGAACGAGAACGUGCCGACGGACGACGGAACCGCCGCCGCCGCCGCCGCCGCCGCCGGAGUGCCUUUUCCCGAGUCUAUGCACGCCAGGAUGGAGUGCGGCGGUGGCGGCCUCCGCCUGGAGCUGAGGCUGCCCGGCUCGCCGACGGCAAACGGCCUCGACUGCAACGACAACCCGACGGGGCCGCGCGUCCCCGGGGCCGACGCGGGCCCGGGGGACUUUUCCGAGGCGCGCAAGGCCGACGUCGAGGACAUGGAGGAGGAGGAGGAGGAGGAAGAGGAGGAGGAGGAGGAGGAGCGCAGCUCGCCGUCGUCCUGUGCAAUGCUGCAGUCCGAGUCCGACCUGGAGGACCGGGGCACGCUGUGCAAGGCGAACGACAAUUUGCCUCCCACGCACGCGCCGGACGAAUACCGCGACGUGUCGGCCGGCGGCACGGGCACCGAGGAUGCCGUGCCACCGCCGGAGGAGGCAGACUCGCGCCGCGGUACGGGAGCGGCCUGUGCCAACGGCGCGGACCGCUCGCACGUCGACGCGCAGCGCGACCGGAACGUGAAUCUGCCCGGCGGCGCCGCGCGGCCGGGGCCGCGCGCUGCCCCUUGGCGGGGCCGCGCGUCGCGCCGUGCGACGGCGGCGUCGGUGACGGCACGGGGACGCGGCGUCCGGGCGCGGGACGCUCCCCGGGCGAGCGCCGCGCCGGGCCGGGCGCGGGAGCGGCGCCGCUGGACACGGGGGGCCGUGCCGCCGGGCGCUUGCCGCCUGUACGAGGGCGCCGGCAGGGCGGCGGCCACCAGCCUCACGGAGGAGCUGAAGAAGCUGGCGCGGCACGGCUGGUACUGGGGGCCCGUGACGCGGCAGGAGGCGGAGGAGAAGCUGGCGGCGCUGCCCGACGGCGCCUUCCUGGUGCGCGACAGCUCGGACGAGCGCUACCUGCUGAGCCUGAGCUUCCGGUCGCGCGGGCGCACGCUGCACACGCGCGUCGAGCACUCCAACGGGCGCUUCAGCUUCUACGAGCAGCCCGAGCUGGAGGGCCACGCUUCGGUGGUGCAGCUCGUCGAGAGCUCGGUGCGCGACUCGGAGAUCGGCGCCUUCUGCUACUCGCGCUCGCGCUUCCCCGGCUCGGCCACGUACCCCGUGCGGCUGACGACGCCCGUGUCGCGCUUCAUGCACGUGCGCUCGCUGCAGUACCUGUGCCGCUUCGUCAUCCGCCAGAGCACGCGCAUCGACCUCGUCCGCAGCCUGCCGCUGCCCAACAAGAUGAAGGACUACCUGCAGGAGAAGCACUACUGAACGGCGCCGCCACCGCUCAAGGAACCCCGGCCAAGCGGCGUCUCCCACCCAACCCUCGACUGAGCCCGGUCGCGCUCGGGGACCGCUCGCUCGCGAGAGCGUGGACAG
Messenger RNA from Petromyzon marinus (sea lamprey), 2466 nucleotides. RefSeq lists its product as uncharacterized. Gene Ontology annotation, biological process: regulation of growth; intracellular signal transduction; protein ubiquitination. Gene Ontology annotation, cellular component: phosphatidylinositol 3-kinase complex. Gene Ontology annotation, molecular function: 1-phosphatidylinositol-3-kinase regulator activity. Lineage: Eukaryota; Metazoa; Chordata; Hyperoartia; Petromyzontiformes; Petromyzontidae. The record is from RefSeq and is a predicted model, not a curated record.